Molecule: messenger RNA, 2258 nt
Organism: Heterocephalus glaber (naked mole-rat)
Lineage: Eukaryota; Metazoa; Chordata; Mammalia; Rodentia; Bathyergidae
Gene: Nras
Product: NRAS proto-oncogene, GTPase
Biological process (GO): signal transduction
Cellular component (GO): membrane
Molecular function (GO): GTPase activity; GTP binding
Source: RefSeq, a predicted model, not a curated record
UCCUAUGCCCACGUGGCCUGGGCGUGAAUCGUGCGCCCAGGGCGCUGACUGAUUACGUAGAGGGCGGGGCCGGAAGUGCCGCUCCUUGGUGGGGGCUGUUCAUGGCGGUUCCGGGGUCCUCAACGUUUUUCCCGGUUGAGAUCCUAAAUCCGUGUGAAGCUGGGACAGCAGAGCUCGAGGUUCUUGCUGGUGUGAAAUGACUGAGUAUAAACUGGUGGUGGUUGGAGCAGGUGGUGUUGGGAAAAGCGCACUGACAAUCCAACUAAUCCAGAACCACUUUGUUGAUGAAUAUGAUCCCACCAUAGAGGAUUCUUAUCGAAAACAGGUGGUUAUAGAUGGUGAAACUUGUCUGUUAGACAUUCUGGAUACAGCUGGACAAGAGGAGUACAGUGCCAUGAGAGACCAAUACAUGAGGACAGGCGAAGGCUUCCUCUGUGUGUUUGCCAUCAAUAAUAGCAAAUCAUUUGCAGAUAUUAACCUUUACAGGGAGCAGAUUAAGCGAGUAAAAGACUCGGAUGAUGUACCUAUGGUGCUGGUAGGAAACAAGUGUGAUUUGCCAACAAGAACUGUUGAUACAAAACAAGCCCAUGAACUGGCCAAGAGUUACGGGAUUCCGUUCAUUGAAACCUCAGCCAAGACCAGACAGGGUGUUGAAGAUGCGUUUUACACACUCGUGAGAGAAAUACGCCAGUACAGAAUGAAAAAGCUCAACAGCAGUGAUGAUGGGACUCAAGGUUGUAUGGGGUUACCGUGUGUGGUGAUGUAACAAGAUACUUACAAAGUUCUAUCAGAAAAGAGCCACUUUCAAGCUGCACUGAUAACCUGGUCCUGACUUCCCGGGAGGAGAAGUAUUCCUGUUGCCUGUUGCUCUCUUCAUCUCAGAGAAGCUCCUGCUAUUUCCCCAACUCUCAGUAUAUGAGCACAGUCUCCACUUGAGAACUUCUCAGAAUAACUACCUCCUCAUUUGGUUGUCUGACCAGAGAAAUGCACCUCUUGCUAAUUCCCCAGUAGUUUUCUGCCCUGGGCUCUCCCCAACAAAAACAAACAACUCUACCACCCAGGUUUUUAUCCAAUAAGCAACUCAUGCUCUGAAACAGAACCAAACUGUAGACAUGAAAUUCUGUUAAAAAGUUUCUUGGGCUCUAAAGCAGCAACUGCUGGUGAUCCAUCUUUUCCUUUUUAUUUUUGAAUGUGGGACCUAUGUUAGAUUUUGGAGAAAUGUUCGUAAAGUACUGUUUUGCCAAGAAUAUAAUUAUGUUACUGAUAGGUUGGUUUGUAGUGUUGUCAGCUAUAUUCUACAAACUGGCAUCUGCUCUGUGUUCGUAAAUACAAAAGUGAAGCCAGGCAUGGUGGCACAUGCCUAUGAUCUAAACCAUUUGGGAGGCUGAGGCAGGAGGAUAAGUUCAAAGGCAUCCUGGGCAAUUUGGUGAGACUCUGUCUCAAAAAUGAAUAAAGGAAUAAAUUGGCUGGGUUAGUUUAGUGCUCCUGAGUUCAGUCCCCAGUACUGAAAAGAAAAUGGUAAAUACAAAGGUGAACACGGACUUUUGAGUUUAUCCUGGUCUUCUCAACUUUUAUGAAAUUAAAUCCAACUUUGACAACAAAGUGCCUUUUUCGUAGAAGUGGUUUAUAGACUUCCUUUAUAGUCCUUAAGUAGAAUAGAGGUCUCAGCCAUUAUGUAUGAAAAUAUACCUGUCUAUCUUUGAGGGAAAGAUACACCUAUAUAAUAGCAGAUCCCGUUUCUUACACAUAUGAAGAUUGUUUCCUAGAGGCGUUUCUGGGCUUUCCCCAAAAAAAGAUGAAACUGGAAACAAUUAAAAAUAAUUUCACUCAAUUUUUAUCUAAUCUCUCCUUUUUUAUGGGUUACUGCCUACAAAUAUAUAAUUUAUUUCUUCUAGCAUAUUGAUAAAUUUGGGUCAUACCAGAAAACUUAGAUUUGCAUUUAUUCCAAUAUUGCAAAAGUUGGUGAUUUUGGCUUAUUUUAUAUCUCUGGUGAUUUUUCAAACCUCAAAUAUAUUAACAGGCAGAUUAUAUUUUCACUAUGUGUAUAUUCUUUAUGAUGUAUAUAACUGCCCUCAGUCCCCUUCUCCGUUCACUCUCAGCCCCUCACCCCACAGCAACAAGAGCUUGAUUAAUUGUUUUAGUUGAGUAAAGCAUGGUGCUAAUGGACCAGGGUCACAGUUUCAAAACUUGAACAAGCCAGCUAGCAUCAUUUGAUCAUAACUCCAGUUUUGCUGGAUGCCUUCUGGUAGCUCUGCAAG